AGGGUCAGUUAGACCUGUUCUGGGUAACGGACAGACAGACCUGUGUCAGGAAAAGAGGCAGAUGUCUGAUGACCAGCCAACUAUGUAUUUGUUCCUUCAUGCUUCUCUUAAGCAGGCCUGAGUUUGCAGCAAGGAAUAACACAGACAAAAACCUGCAUACAAAACAUAAACAUCGACUUCCAAUGGCAAUAAGUUCUAUGAAGACAAUAAAAGCUGGGCCAUGAGAGAAAGCAACUGGGACUGGAUGGGUGGUGACUCCAGAUGGGCUGAUCUCCAUGUGAGAUCUGGAGGAAUGGUGUUCCAGACACUGGGAACAGCAAAUGCAAAGGCCCUGAGUUGGGAAUAAGCUUCGUGUGAUCAAGGAAUGGAAGGGAGGUCUGAACAGAAAGCAAGGGGGCAGGAAUAGUAGAUGAGAUCAUCAGGGGCCUGGCAGGUUGUGGAGCAGGGAGGUAGAUUCUAUUUUAAGGGCUGUGUAAAGUCAAGGAAGGAUUUUAGUAGAGGAAAGACGCAAACCUGGCUUGGGCUUUAAAAAGCUCCCCCUAGCUGCUUGGAGAGGAAUGGAAGGUAGGCAACAAGAGUGGAAACUGAGACAGGGCUGGUGCAAUAAUCCGGGUGAGAGAUGAUGAUGGCUAGGGUCAAAGGGUAGUGGGGCAGGUAGUGAGACAUGAUUGGAUUCUGGGGACACGUGAUUGAGAUAGGUGGACAACAAGGGCAGGCAGCCAGACAGGUCACCCCUAGGAAAGGGGACAUUCAGACAGAGAAUGGGGCCAAACAGGAUGAGAUGACCAGAGAUUGGGAGGUGAGGCAGAGGAAAGAGGAUGGGGUAGACACAUUCAAGGUAGGGGCUGCCUGGCCUCUUCUGGGAGCCUUUGGGACCUGGACACAACUCCUUGCCCCUUCCCAGGUCAGCAAUCUGAAGACAAUCUUACAGAGCCUGGUAGAGUACUCCCAGGAUGUCCUGGGGCAUCCCAUUUUGGAGCAGCACCUUCCAGACGUGAGCCUCAUUGGCGAGUUCUCAGACCCAGAAGAACUUGGCAAGCUGCUUCAACUGGUGUUGGGCUGUGCCAUCAGUUGCGAGAAAAAGCAGGAGCACAUCCAGAGAAUCAUGACACUAGAAGAAUCAGUUCAGCAUGUGGUGAUGGAAGCCAUCCAGGAGCUCAUGACCAAAGACACCUCUGACUCCCUGUCAUUGGAGACAUAUGGGAACUUUGAUAGUCAGUCCCGCAGGUACUACUUCCUGAGUGAGGAGGCUGACGAGGGGGAUGAGCUGCGGCAGCGCUGUCUGGACCUGGAGCGGCAGCUGGUACUCCUGUCAGACGAGAAGCAGAGCCUGGCUCAGGAAAACGCGCUGCUGAGGGAGCGGGUGGGCCGGUCGGAGAGUGAGGGUGCCACUGGCCUCACCACCAAGAAGCUGCUGUUGCUGCAGUCCCAGCUGGAGCAGCUGCAGGAGGAGAACUUCAGGCUGGAGAGCGGCAGGGAGGAUGAGCGUCUGCACUGUGCCGAGCUGGAACGGGAGGUCACUGAGCUGCAGCAGCGGAACCAGGCGCUGACCAGCCUGGCCCAGGAGGCGCAGGCCCUGAAGGAUGAAAUGGAUGAGCUUCGGCAGUCCUCGGAGCGUGCUGGGCAGCUGGAGGCCACGCUGAGCAGCUGCCGGCGCCGCCUGGGCGAGCUGCGGGAGUUGCGGCGGCAGGUGCGGCAGCUGGAGGAGCGCAAUGCUGGCCACGCCGAGCGCACGCGGCAGCUGGAGGAUGAGCUGCGCCGGGCCGGCUCCCUGCGCACCCAGCUAGAGGCUCAGCGGCGGCAGGUUCAGGAACUGCAGGGCCAGCGGCAGGAGGAAGCCAUGAAAGCCGAGAAAUGGCUAUUCGAGUGCCGCAAUCUGGAGGAAAAGUAUGAGUCGGUGACGAAGGAGAAGGAGCGGCUGUUGGCAGAGCGGGACUCCCUGCGGGAGGCCAAUGAGGAGCUGCGCUGCGCCCAGAUGCAGCCUCGGGGGCUGACCCAGGCCGACCCCUCACUGGACGCCACCUCACCGGCUGUGGAAAACUUAGCAGCUGAGAUCCUACCUGCGGAGCUCAGGGAGACACUCCUGCGGCUUCAGCUGGAGAACAAGCGCCUGUGCCAGCAGGAGGCGGCCGAUCGGGAGCGGCAGGAGGAGCUGCAGCGCCACCUGGAGGAGGCCAACCGUGCGCGCCACGGGCUGGAGACGCAGCACCGGCUGAACCAGCAGCAGCUGUCGGAGCUGCGGGCCCAGGUGGAGGACCUGCAGAAGGCCCUGCAGGAGCAGGGGGGCAAGACUGAGGACUCAACACUGCUGAAGAGGAAGCUGGAGGAACAUCUGCAGAAGCUGCACGAGGCAGAUUUGGAGCUGCAGCGGAAGCGCGAAUACAUCGAGGAGCUGGAGCCUCCUGCAGACAGCAGCACAGCCCGGCGUAUUGAGGAGCUGCAGCACAGCCUGCAGAAGAAGGACGCAGACUUGCGGGCCAUGGAGGAGCGGUACCGCCGCUACGUGGACAAGGCACGCACGGUCAUACAGACCCUGGAACCCAAGCAGCGGCUGCCUGGGGGGGGUCCCCCAGAACUCCAUGCCCUGAGGACACAACUCCAGGAGCGGGAUGUCCACAUCCGGCACUUAGAGCAGAUGGACUUUGAGAAGAGUCGAAGUCAGCGGGAGCAGGAAGAAAAGCUGCUCAUCAGUGCCUGGUAUAAUAUGGGCAUGGCUCUGCAGCAGCGAGCUGGGGAAGAGCGGGCACCCGCCCAUGCCCAGUCGUUCCUGGCACAGCAGCGGCUGGCCACCAAUGCUCGCCGAGGACCUCUGGGACGCCUAGCAUCCCUGAACAUGCGCCCCACUGACAAGCACUGAUGGAUCUCAGGAUCCUGCCACCUGCCCAGCCAGUCAGGGCAUAAUCCACCCUGGAUUCCCCUACUCACAUAGGCCCCAGCAUUAUGCCUCAGCCAGCUGCUUAAGAGCCUUGAGGUCAUAACCUCUGCCCUUUGACCUCCCAGGUGGGACAAGAGUGCAGGAUGGGGCGGGAGCCAGGAUUGGGCCUAUUCUUUUUAGCAGUGUGAUUCUUAUUCUUGAUUUUCUCCCUGCGAUUUGUGAGCUGCCAGGGGAGAAAGUGAUUUUAUAUUUGAGAAAAAUAAUAAAGACUUUGGAUCUGC
Messenger RNA from Camelus dromedarius (Arabian camel), 3156 nucleotides. It is a transcript of the gene HOOK2, whose product is annotated as hook microtubule tethering protein 2. The transcript has 19 exons. NCBI's taxonomy places the organism in Eukaryota, Metazoa, Chordata, Mammalia, Artiodactyla, Camelidae. The record is from RefSeq and is a predicted model, not a curated record. Gene Ontology annotation, biological process: cytoskeleton-dependent intracellular transport; cytoplasmic microtubule organization. Gene Ontology annotation, molecular function: dynein light intermediate chain binding; microtubule binding. Gene Ontology annotation, cellular component: cytoplasm; centrosome. Bases 665 to 2857 code for a protein of 730 amino acids.